Messenger RNA from Polyodon spathula (Mississippi paddlefish), 2716 nucleotides. Its product is annotated as cdc42 effector protein 3-like. The record is from RefSeq and is a predicted model, not a curated record. Lineage: Eukaryota; Metazoa; Chordata; Actinopteri; Acipenseriformes; Polyodontidae. The transcript has 2 exons. Bases 535 to 1407 code for a protein of 290 amino acids.
CACAGCACGGCUCUGCCUGUGAUGUGACUGCCUUCUGCCAUCUGGCUUCACAGAACUCAAUUUAUCAAAAGCGACCAGUUCCCACAUCACAUCAUUUAAGUAAAGGACUUAAAGAAAUACCUGUUGCAUACAAGGGCAACUUUGUGCUUCUGUGUUGUACAAACUUCCACACCCAUUCCUUCCCUCUUGAAAGAGCUGGAUUGGUUUAUUUGAAAAUUUGAAUUUUGUUUGCUGGCUGGACUGAGGAAGGAAGGGUAUGACAGACUGACACAGGUGUUGGAUGCUUCUGUCUAUGGCCAGGUUGCCUCCUACUAUUCAUGAAGAAUCUUGAUAGGAUUGACUCCUUCGAAGAUUACCUUCCCAAAGGGUAAAUAUUCUCAGCUGUGAACAAUUACCACAGAGUGUUUUUGACUGGAUGACAAAAGAGCCUAGUUAGAAAUCAAAGGUUCCACAGGUCAAGAAUGUGAGAGCAUUGACCACGAGGGCCUUCGUGUUAUUUUCUUUUCUGCAUACUUUUUCGAAUUGGCCUGAAGGAUGCCAGCUAAGACACCUAUCUAUCUCAAGGCAACCAAUAGCAAAAAAGGCAAAAAAUGCAAACUGAGGGAUAUCUUGUCCCCCGAUAUGAUUAGCCCACCACUUGGGGACUUCCGCCACACCAUUCACAUCGGGAAGGGAGGGGAACAGGAUGCGUUCGGAGAUAUGUCAUUUCUGCAAGGGAAGUAUGACCUUCUGCCUGGUCAGGAAGAUAUACGAUAUCUUCAGUCUAUUGGACACAAUGAGUUUUCUAGGGCGAACAGCACCUCAGAUGCCACUUUUUCAGAGACUCCCUCACCAGUGCUUAAAAACGCUAUUUCCCUUCCUACCAUUGGUGGCUCCCAAGCCCUUACUCUCCCCCUCCUUUCCACUGUCACUUUCACUCCAACCACUGAACGCCUUGUGCCUUUUAACCCUCCAGAGAAGCCAAAGCAGAAGGAAUUAUCAGAGAAAACCAAGCCCAUCUUUUCUUCUGUGAUGUUCCCUCCCAAACCCGAAUCCAAGGCACCUAUAAAGCAAUUCCCAGUCUCUUUCGACAAAUCAAUACUGCCCAAACUAACAGAGAAAAAUAAGCCAGUUGAAAAUGGUAAAAUACACACCAGUGAUAACGGAUAUAAACGGUCUGCUCCCCAUUACUCCAAUGGUAACGGUAAAGCGAAUAAUUCAACAGCUUUGACAGGACAUUACGCCGACUGGUUGCAAGUCAAAUCGAUAGAGGACAAGCCCCUUAACAACUGUCAGUUUGAAUUUACAAAAGGAAAAAGCAUCUCAGAGGAAUCGAUCUCAAAUAUUACAGGGUCCCUCCUGUCCCUGGAACUUGACCUGGGACCCUCCAUUUUGGAUGAGGUUCUUAACGUCAUGGAUCACAAGUAAUGAUUUCUAAAUUAUAUACGAUGGGACAGAAAGGGAAACUGUUAACGGUACAAGAAUAAAAGCCAGUGGUGUUGAUUGCACACUUUCUUUGUUUUGUGGUCUGGGAAAGCACUCCUUUCUAGUAAAACAAGGGGAAUGACAUUACUUUCUUUAUAUGUAAUUGGAUUUUUACUAGUAUUUUUAUUGAUCCAACAGUUUAUUUUCCCUGUGCUUCAGUAGGGUAUGCAUUAAAAAGCAAACAUGGAUUGUUUAAAAAGAAAACAGUAUACUUUUAACAACAUUUUAAGUGCCUUUUGUUUGAUUUUUUUUCCAAAUUAAAUGAUAUACUGUUUAUUUCAUCAUACUCAUAUUAGAUGAAUAUCUAAGACCGUAUUAUUGUAGGCCUGUGUGUGCGCUACAUUUUUUAAUGCUCUAUUUCAGGAAAUCUAUUUUUAUUAUUUUGCUUUCUUUUUUUUCAGCAUGUGUUGAUAGGAAUUUAUUUAAAAGGAAACCGUUUACUUUUUCUAUCACUUGGUACACAAGUUAUAGUUAGGGCAAAUAAUAGUCAAAAAAUAAAUAAACUUAAAUUUCCUUUAAGUUUAAUGAAAAUUUCUUACCUAUGAAGACAGAAACCUAUAAAGGCCUCUUGCUAAACUCUGAUGCUAUUAGAAACAUUCGAUUCUUAUAUGUUUUGUUUGGGUAGACAUAAUACACUACAUACAGUAGUUCAGUUAUAUAAGGUUGUGCUUUGAUACCAUGUUCCCAUAGUAGGAUGGUGGUCACAAUGCAAAAACUACAUUAUAAACAAACUGUUGUCAUCUUUAAUCAUAUAUACGCUAUGGUAAAAGUCUGAAUGUUGGCAAAUCGGUAAAUGUCCGAAAUAAACAUGAUACUGCUUUAUUUCCGACAUUUACCUGUAAAUCUCAAGUAUAACCAGUAGCUUUGGCUAAUGACAGAAUAUCUCACUUUCUCGCAUUAUAGGGCUUCAGGUCUUCUGUGUAACUUCAUGUGCCUCAAGUGUCUACCAUGCUGCAAUAAGUGAAUAUAUCUAUUCAGUACCUGUAUUUGUCAUGUUUUAUGUCCUAACCAAAGUGUGAUUUCAAACUACUACAUAUUUGGAGUACAAUAUCCUUCAACACCAUUGUGAAUUGUUUUAUACACAAAGUUACCAGGCUGUUGGCUGUUCUACAUAAAUGGAUAACAAUAGUGUUCAGUACCAUGUUGAAUUGCUCAAUUGUCCAUUAUUGUAAGCUCUUUAAUGAUUAUUUUGUUAAUGGAAAAUGUGUAUGCAAAAAUAAAUACAUUGUUCAAGGUCAGUGUUUUUUGUUAA